AUGUCCAGUCUACAGGCCCAGUUAUCCAAAAAUGCGUCGCUGAACGCAGCACUCUACGUCGAUCGCGCUCGACGAAAACCACAAGCAUCGUAUUUAUUCACCGGACGGGAUGCCGACAAGUACGACCUCGAGACGAUCCAUGCUCUAGGCGUGAAUGCAUUUUUGCAACUUGCGAGUGUGUGCCCGGCGUUGGAGAAAUAUGAAGAUGCGUUGUUCUCGGACAGGGCGAGGAAUACGGACAGGACGUUGCUUAGUCCUGAUGCGGUGGAGGAGUUGAAUAGGGCUAUUGGGGAGUUUUUGGUUAGGUUGGGUCCGUAUUUGUUGGAGGCGCCUACAGGGAAGGCGAUUGAGUGGUUGGUGAAGAGAUUUAGAAUUCACGAAUUCAACAUCGACUCCCUAGUAUCGCUUUUCCUGCCCUACCACGAGACACCCCAUUUUACCAAGAUUAUCUCCAUCCUGGACCUCAAACCCAAUACGCUAUGGAGCUUCCUCAUCCCAUAUAAAUCCGCCGCCCAAAACAUCCAACGCGUCUCUCUGGUCUCUGAGAUGAUUAAAAACGUCGACGUUGCGCGAUUCGUCACAUCUCUACUCCCUUACGCCAUCAAAGGCGGCUAUGCCCACCGCACGCUAUUGUCGUUCAACGCUGCGACCGUUCACGAGUUUAUCAAGCGGAGCAACAGACUGAGUGAAGGCGUUGUAGCGUUCCUUCUGCCUGCACUGUUGGAGCCAUUGCAGCAAAAGUCGGAGACACCUUCCAAGGAUGCUAUCCUUGGAAGCUAUAUCUUGUUAGCUACCCUCUCUCAAAAAUGCGGACUUGCGCCUCCUGCGUUGAAGGUCAUCAUUGGAGCGUUGGCUUCGAGUGCCCGACAUGUGUCCGCCAAACAGUUCGUUAGCGCUGCCCUUGCAGUCUGCCAACCUCAGACAGAUUUGGAGAAGGUGUCAGAAUCGACUGUGAACGCCAUGCUGAAGUUGAGGGGCAUCAACGAGGAGAUAACUGCUGCAUGCAAAUGGCAUGGUAGCGAGAAGCUGCUUCUGCCUAUCGUGACCAAGGUCGUCCCGAAGUUGACGGAUCCCAACAUCGCCGAAUUCCUCGAAAACCUUGUCUCCUCGCCCACCGUGCCGGAGCCCGUCCUCAUGCGACUGACCUCCCUGCUCGUUAAGACCGCCAGUUCAAAUGAAUCAUCGCUUUCUGAGCGCAAGAUGCUCGGGACACUUCAGCAGCGACAUCCAGCUGUAGUUCAGAAGGUUACCAAGGAACUUAUUGACGAGGAUGAUGAUUCGAAGGACACCAUUGAGCAGUUGAUCCUCUCGCUCUCUGUGACUCAAAACAUCCCCGCCUCGAAGACAACUCCCGGCCUGGACGUUAUCAUUGCUUCGACUCACGCCGACGCGAAUGUUCGCGAAAUCGCUGUCAAGAAACUCUUGGCUGCUUUGUCUGGUGCGGAUGAUGUGGAUUCUGUUCGCAGCGCUCUUCUUGCACGUCUCUUUGACGACAAUGUCGGCGUGUUGGAGUCUCUCUACUCCAAUCCAACCGUUCUCGCUCAGAGCUUCCUCGCCAUCGCCUCCGAAUACGUCGACACCCUUUCAAAAGCCAUCGCGUCGCCCGGUGCCAAACCCAAACGUGCCGUCUUACGCCUCCAUCUCGGAUUCCUCAGCGACCACAUCCUCGCGACCUUGGACUCGGAACAGCAGACGCAAAUAUUCGAAAGGAUCUUCUUCCCAUUCUUGCUAUUCUCCAAGCCUCGACAACAUACUGCAGAGUUGAUUUGGGACCUGAUCGCAGAGAAACAUGCGGGUACCUUUGAGUUGUUGAAGGGGGCGGCUGAUAUUUGGGCUAAGCAAAAGGCGUCGGAGCGGGGCAUUGAAGAGAUGGUUGAGUUGAAUAGUGGUAUUGCUGAGAAGAUUGCUGAUAACAUCAUUCGAUCCGACGAUUUCUCAAAGCAUCUGGAGGACGUAGUAGGCAGGCUCAACGAUGACAACUCGUGGUCCCGAUCGCUUGCUUUCCUCGUCGUCCGUGCCCUGCUGGAGAACCUCUCCGACUCCCAUCAACAUCAAGCUGGCAAAGCCGUCCUGGAGGCUUUGAACCUCGAGACGCUCCCUUCAAUCGAGGACCUCUCGGAAGACCAAUCCUUUGAGGAGGCGGUCAGAGGAGAUGUGAUUGGGAGAUAUGUCGUCGCGAAACCCAACAGCAAAACUACUUUGGGCUGGCUGCAGGUCUCAGGUUUGGCAGCUGUGGCCAAGAUCCCUAAACCUUUGAACAAGUCUGUUGAUUGGUUCAAGGCUGUGGAGAAGGCAUGUCUACUCAAAAAAUUGUACAAACUUGCCAAUUCCUCCGGAUCACUCCCCGCUAUGUCUAUGGGUCUCCUUCAGGCUCUCUUCAACAGUCUUGGCGGCGAUGCUCUCGUUUUCCUCGCGGGCAUUUGGACGAUAUCGGACGACGAGCUUAUCCCCCUUCAGGGACUUGCUCUUUUGCACGCUACGGCUUUCUUAGAGGCACAUGCUCAAGAACAGGAUGAACUUGAUUUCCAAACCAUCCUGCCUGCUCUACUGGUAGCGUUGCAGAACCCUGUUGCUCAAUGCAGAGCGGCGUCCUUGGAGUGUGUUGCGAGGUUGCGGAUUAUCGCUGGUGGCAACUUGAGCCACGUAUACAAGUUCGACGUUGUCUAUGGCCCGCAGAAUCAGGAACUGCAGUACUUGGACAAGGACGAUUUGGUGCGGUACCUUGACGCACUGCUGGAGCAUAAAGAUCACUUCCAUGGGGAUGCUGGGUAUCUUGCUUUGUUCCAUGGGCAAUACCUCGUCAAGAACGCAGGUGACAGGAAGCGUGAUUCCGAAUAUCGCAAGCGAGUUCUUUGCUACCUCUUGUCGCAUAUCAACGCGGUCUCGUCCCCUGACGUUCGGGUCUCGCUCUUGCGGUCUGUGCAAUCUGUCCAGGACAAAGCUAAGCUGCAGUUGUUGCUGCCCACCAUCCAGUCCCUCCUUGUUCCCGGUGGAGUUUACAGCGAGGAAUUGGCGUCUUCACUUGUGUCGAGCUUCAAUUCUUCCACUUCCAGGGAUCUUAACGACACUGCUAAGCCAUAUUGGAAGGUGUUCACUGAUGUCCUCAGGAAGUAUUUGCCCUUGGGACCCACGAACCCCAUUUCCGGUGUUUUGGCGGCUGGUUUACUUCAGGGCCUGUUUGAGAAACUGGAUCAACAGAGGAAGAUCGAGCUCUGUGAUGUCUUGCUCGAGAUUUGCUCAGAUCAUGUUGAAUCGCAUAUCGUCUGCAAGGAGCUGCUAUCGACUGUGCUGAAGGACAUUCCUGUCACCGUGGCUCUCCUCAAUUCCCUGUCUCCCAGCAACAAAGCAACUGAUAGGGCUAUCAAGAGGGCAAAGACUAAUGAACCCGAGCAACCCAAUAUCUCCAAACUUACCUUCUUUGCGGAAGCUCUCACCACCCAAACACUGCCGGGCUCUGUCGAUCUUAUUUCCCACUUGUUGCAAGCUUUGAGCAGUGUCGUUCAAGCCUUGUCUGCUGCACAGGCCGAUGUGAAUUACACUGAGCAGUUGCUCAUGUCGGCGAUUGAUAGCGCUGCCAGCCAGGUCAAGGAGCUACCCAACAUCUCACCUAGUGCCAUUCGUCUGGAUGUCCUUGUAGAGCUAAUUCGAGUGACGGACAACCCACAGACUUUCCAUCAAGCCCUUAUUCUGAUGUCAAACUUGACCCGCCUUGCACCGGACUCUGUCCUUCACAACAUCAUGCCCGUUUUCACCUUCAUGGGUUCCAAUGUCUUCCAUCGGGACGAUGCUUCCAGCUUCAACGUCACCAUCGAUGGAAUUGUGCCUGUCAUGGUUUCGUCGCUGAAGAAAUCGGCGACCAGUCCCUUGCAACUUGCUAUCGAAGCCAAAGACUUCCUCCACAUCUUCACUGAUGCAGCUAACCACAUCCCUCGCCACCGCCGAACCAAAUUCUUCUCGCACCUUGUCACGGUUCUUGGACCGCAGGAUUUCCUAGCUGCUGUCUGCAUGCUCCUGGCUGAGAAGUUGGUCAAUAAAGCCGUCCGACAGACGGAGGAUGAUGCCAGAACCUCGCUCUCAUUGCCCAUUUCUCUCCUCAGCGGUACCCCGCUCCCAACUAGGAUUCAGGCCAUCGUCGCCAUCCUCGAAGAGGUGGAAAGGCUUUCAACGCGUGUUGUCGAUCCUUCCCAAGCCAGCCCUACGUUCUUGUCUGCCCCGAGUGACAGCGACCAGGGUUCUUCGUCCGUGGUCUACAGGCGAAGGGCUCAAGCUCUGCUCAUCCUGGUCGGCCUCUCCUUCGAUACACCCUUGCUGUCCGCGGAGGACGUACCUCUGGAUCAGGUCGUCGCCAAAAUGAUUACAUUGUCGACGCCGCCGCAAGCACUGGACGGAGCAGACAAGCUUCGGGACGUGUCGCUGGCCUCUCAGAAGGCCCUUGGUCAGUUCUUGUCUGUGAUGCCGGCAAAGGCCUUCCUUUCUGCCAUUGCAUCGAUUUUGCAAACCGAUGACACUAGGGUUCAAGUCGCGAGCUUAGACCUGCUCAGCCAACGUGUUCCCGACUUGUCCGCCAAAGCAAGACAAGAUUCAGCGGCAACUAUUGUGCAAAUCUUUGGUCACCUCAAGAGACUCAUCCCAAGGGAAUCUGACGCUGUUGCCGUUUCUGCUGCCGCAUUACGGGCUUUGACUGCGCUAGCUUCUACUUUGGAGCCUCAAGAGCAUGGUUCAGCCGCAGAACUCGUUCCCUUUGCAUUGAAAGCAACUGCUAAUCAGGAGAUUGUCGUCGAUGCCUGGCAAUCAUUGUUACCUAUGUCCAACUUUGUCAGUCGCAACCUUGGCCCAAGGAUUAUCCCCCAUUUCCGUUCCAUUGUCCAGGCAAGCAUCGGCGAUCUUGGGACUUCCGACCAUCCCGCUGUGCCCGUGAUUCAGUCGACACUUCAGGGAUUGCUGGCAUCUAUUCCUACCUUCUGGGCCGCUCCCGAAGUGCUCUCACUGUUCACGCUUUAUAUCGAUCAGAGCAUCGACCCUGCUGCUGGAUCGUUGUUGAACCUUAUCAAAUCUGUCACCAAGCGUGUUCCUGCCAAAAUUCUGCUUCCCACUCUAUUGGACAUGUGGCCUCCCGUGCAGAAUCCUCUCAACUUAGACCGCAUGGCAGCCUACUUCGAGCUCGUCUUCCGCUCCCUCCACAACGCCGACCGAGCAGCCGUUCUGGAGCACCUUCGUCCUGUAUUCAAGUUAUUCUUGGAGGCACUUGGUUACGCUGUACCUGACCAUAAGCUGGAAGCGAAUAUUAUUUCCGCGUUCAGAGAACUGGUGGUCAAACUGAACGAGACAGCCUUCAGGCCCUUGUUCCGUCGUCUAUACGACUGGGCCUUCGCUGCCGACAAAGACGACUCGUCUCGCAAGAUCGUUUUCAUCCACCUGUACCUAGGGCUACAGGACUAUUUCAAGGGCCUGAUGAGCCCCUACAUGUCCUUCCUGCUUCAGCCCUUCGAAGAAACUCUCAAAGGCUACUCUUCGGCUACUCACGGAGACCAGAGUCUCUGGACUGCGACCAUCUCAAGUUUGCACAAGGCGCUUACUCACGACGACGGCGGAUUCUGGCGCAAUGACAAGCUCCGCCAAAUCUCCAAUACCCUGGCGCAACAAGUUGCGACCGCCAUCAACCUCGGUUUUGGUGACGGAAAGGAUUUGUUGCGCGAUUGCUUGAUUGCCCUGGUCGAAGCAACGAAUGAUGACACCCUUCUCAAGUUAAUCAAUCUGAACAUUUUGAUGCACACUCGUUCAGAGGACGCAAGAUUGCGCCUAUACGCUCUCAACUGCUCUGUGUCCAUCUGGCAAGCGUGUGGAGUCAAACUUCUUGGUUUCGUGGCAGAGACAGCAACAUUCAUCGCUGAGUGCAGUGAAGAUGAAAACGAUAUGGUUGUCAAGGAGUCCUUAAGGCUGAAACAUGCGGUAGAAAAUGUAGCUGGAAAGAUCGAGGAACUGUGA
Molecule: messenger RNA, 5985 nt
Organism: Coprinopsis cinerea okayama7#130
Lineage: Eukaryota; Fungi; Basidiomycota; Agaricomycetes; Agaricales; Psathyrellaceae
Exons: 29
Coding region: 1-5985 (1994 amino acids)
Biological process (GO): maturation of SSU-rRNA from tricistronic rRNA transcript (SSU-rRNA, 5.8S rRNA, LSU-rRNA); positive regulation of transcription by RNA polymerase I
Cellular component (GO): t-UTP complex; 90S preribosome; small-subunit processome
Molecular function (GO): snoRNA binding
Source: RefSeq, a predicted model, not a curated record